UGAAAACUCACACAUUAUGAACAUUCAGUAAAUAUUUAUGGUGAUGAAAACGUUAUAACGGACAGUAGUUAUAUUGUUGACCCAUUUAAAAUUAAAAUCUUAACACAUACACACUUUAUAUUUAAUGCAACAUCUCAAAAUUGGGUGUUAAUAUAUCAGCAAUUUUUUGAGAUUUGGGGAUCACAGUAUAAAAAAAUGUGAUGAAAUAUCGUGUAAUUUUUCUCUUCUUACUAAAGCAUCACUGACAGAAUGUAACAAUACUGAUAACUACUCCAGACUGACUAUCACAUAGAAUGACGGCAUCUUCACUUCAUCUAUAUACAUUUUUAACUACCGUUUUCGGCUUUAUUUCUUCAAUGAUGGUUUUGUUCUGUUAACAGGGCAGGCAUCCGAGGCGGCCCGGGCAUGGACUCCCAGCAGCAGCAGUACUGCCUGAAAUGGAACAGCUUCGGCUCCAACCUGGCCACCUCCUUCGCGAACCUCUGGAAUUCGGAGAGUCUCGCAGACGUCACAUUAUACUGUGAAGGUCGCCAGUUCAAAGCACAUAAGGUGAUCCUCGCUGCUUGCAGCAAGCAUUUCCAAGAGUUGUUCGACACGGCGCCGCCGAGUCAUGCAGGCGCCUGCUACGUCAUUCUGGAAGCUACAACGGCGGAUAACAUGCAGGCACUCCUCGAGUUCAUGUACAAAGGAGAGGUGCAUGUCAGUCAGGAUGCUCUCUCUAGCUUUCUGAAGAGCGGGGAAAACUUACAGGUAAAUAUUACCGCUCAACUAUUUAUUUUUACAUGCGAUAAACAUUGAAGUUAACGCUUUUGUAAUGUACUACUUUUUAGUUACAUGCAACAAUUUCCAAUCUUUCAGGUUAAGGGUCUAUCAAUGGAGAUGUCAAAAGAUGCUUGGGUGAAGCAACAGGCACAGCAGUCCGGCGACCGUCAUCAGACACGCAUAAAGACUAGCCCGGUGUCUGGUUCUGGGAAUUGCGAAGUUCAAGAGUCUGCCCCACCACAACCUCAUACGGCCACGUUCGCCCCGAUGCCUCAAUAUGGUUUACAUAUGCACGGCACCAGCGGCACCAUGGGUCGGUAUGCUCCACCAGCUCACGUACCGCUGCAUUCGACUUCUCAUCGUCGACCAGCGCCACCUAAGCCAUCUCCAUCACAGAGUCCCCACGCUAGGAAUUACAGGCAAAGUUCAUCGUCCUCGCACUGUGGCAGUGUAGCAGAUGAGCCUGAUACUCGAUCAUCUCCAGGCGCCAGCCAACGGUAUGAGGACAAUCCACCGGACUGCACAUCGACACUCGGAAACCCUAUUAAGAACAACGGCUAUGAAAGAAGUGCCUCCGUCAACGAUGAAAUGAUGGAACGUCUUUCCAAUGAUCAAGGUGCUGAAGAUUUACGGGUGAAAAAUGAAAGCGACUACCAUCAGGGUGGCUACAACAAUUCACCGCCGCCACCGACCACGAUACCGCCAGCCAACUACCACGACAAGCCGAACGCCACGUCACCUGUGCCACCGAAACCCAGUCCUGACGUUUGGCCUCCCAAGCCUAUGAUCACGAGCAAAUCUGGUGGCAUAGCUACCGCUGAUGGUAAAAAAUUAAAGUGUCCAUAUUGCGAGAGACUUUACGGCUACGAGACGAACUUGAGAGCUCACAUCAGGCAACGGCACCAGGGCAUCCGAGUGCCGUGUCCGCACUGUUCGCGCACAUUCACACGCAACAACACGGUGCGGCGCCACAUCGCCCGCGAGCACCGCCACCAGGUCACGCCCCACCUCCCCCAAGGUCCACUCCCCAACCACACUCAGUAAGAAGCCUACGAAAACACUUCUCGGUUUUAUUCUCAACCAAACUACCUCUGCUCUUUUUCGCCGGCGGGCGACCUCUCCCUCUAUUACGGCGGCGUUCCGUCGUCGAAUGUUCUUCGGCUAUUUGACGGUGGAACACAGUUCUGUUAGUCGGUUUCCGGAUUGUGUUAUUUAUUAACGGUCGCCCGACCGGUGUCUUUCUGUAACAUGCGUACAAUAAAUUACCUCGUCUUUGCAUAUUAUGUAAUCAUAAUCUACCUCAAAAAUUGAUCUUAAGAUUUUUUAAGGUUUUGGAAUUGUGCGAUAAUUGUUACUUAAUUUAAUGUUCAAGUGUGACUUCGAAUGGUUGCUCAGUUCUCGUUUCUAUCGGGUACCGUGUUUUAAAAAUAUUGUACCUAACGUUUGCACCCAUUAAGUUACACGUACCUUAAUUUUUUGCAAACUUUAGUAAUAUACGUAUGUCCAGUUGACUGUGAAAUAUAGUUACCUUUAUAGACGAUUUAUUUUGAGCUCUCGGUGGAGUAUGACAUAGCUUAAAUUAUAUUACCUGAGCUAGGGAAUCUUAGAAAGAUGUUGAGACUGACGGUCAUAGGCUAAGUGUAUGUAAAUAAUAGGAGAAUAUUGUAAAUCGCCUUGGCCUAGGUUGAGACACGCGUUAAAGUUACACUGUGGCAAAACUACCUCAAUUACAUUAUUAUUAUCUAUAUCGUUUUAAUUUUUAAUUCAUUUUCUAUACUGGUAACUACAAUAGUUUAUAAUACCAAUUUAAGUUGCAUAUUCGAACACAACUGUGAUACAAUAGGAGAACGGGCUUAUACUUAAUCGCUAUUAUGUUUUAAAUACCUAAUUUUAUAUAAUUUUGCCACAUUGUCGUUUUAAAAUCGAAAGGGGAUAAAGUGUGGGGAAACACCAUUGUACGGGUUUCUGCAGUUUUUUACUGUACAGUUGAUGAAUUUGAACGAUUUUAGUUUUGUACAAAGUACAAUUUGCCCUAGAUACAUAAGUAGUUAGGUAAAAAAAAAGUGUUAUUAAAAAUUUGCAUGUAAGAUUCGAUGCAUGAAUGGUGUUAACAAUCAAUUUCAUUUGUUCGUACCAGGCUCGCUCGCGGGUGUUAUGAUUGAGACCAAAUAUUAUAUGUUUCAUUGGGAUGGUGUCGAUUUUAACAUUCCGUUACGAUGUUUUGUUUCGUCUUAGUGCAUUUAGAUAAAGACCACUUGCUACUUUUAUAUUCCUAGUCAUUAAAGUGCAACCAGUUGAGAUUUUAAAGAGAAAUAAUAAUUUUUAUGCGGUCGGGGGCGGUGAGGUGCAAGUAUUAUAUGUUGGAGUCAGCGCCUGCCGCUGCUCCCGCGCUCUAGCAGUUGACGGUCUCAUUGACGGUCCGAGUUAUCAACAUCCAGAUGGGACAGUGCCAAAUAACCUCAAGUUUAAGUUCACAUCUUUUAUUUAUUUUAUUUUUUAUUUUCUUUAUUUUGUUAAGUGUGAAUGUAGCGACUGCGUGUUAUAUUCCUGAUAUUUAGGAAUAGGUUGCAUUCAUAUUUAUUAUUAUAUUUAUAUUUUAGGAUACACAUUAUUGAAUAUAUUUUAUGAUAAAUGCUUUAUGAAGGCUCAGUGACUUUUUUUAAUGCUAAUACAUUUUUGUUACUCGUACCAAUUAGAAGGCAGCGUUUUAGUUAUCUUUUAAUGGUUAAAGGCUUUUACUCGUUUUAUUAAUUGUGAUUAUGAAACGCAAUUCCUAUCCUGUCAAUAUACCGAAUAGAAGCUAUAUUGGAGUACCUAUAUCGACAAGAUUUCAUAUUAUAUUUAGUAUCGACUAAGCAUGCUAUUUUAAACUAUAAUAUUUUAUACAAUGAAUUGAUAUAUUUUUAAAUAUAAUCUCUAUCCACAGUAAAUUUUGUUAGGAGUAAAUCUGUAAUGCUUUUUGUUGAAUCUGGACGCAAAGGGUUACGCGAAGUUUUCCUUAAAAUUGGAAUAAAUAUGGGCUAUAUUGCUGUGUUUUUAAAAAAGUACGUGUAAUAUUUAUCAUUUGUUAACUUUCGUUUUCUUUAUACAUAUAUAAAAAUACAUUUCAGUUAUGUUUUUAUUAUUAAUAAGCUUCAAUUUGGCUGUUUUACCUGUAUUCAGUCGUCAACAAUCGACUCCGCAAAAUUACAUCAAAAACGUGAAACUAUUCAUUUUUAUUUGGGCUUUUUGGAUGAAAUUUAGUUUUAACACUAAUUAUUACCAAAAAUAUUUUAUUUAUAUGUACAGAUUUCACCGUUGUAACUUCAGGGUUCGAUAUUGUUUAUUUGAUUUCGAAAUGGGGGUGAUAUUCCAACUGUAAGCGCUGGAUUUUUGAUAUAAAGUUAAAGUGUGUUACCUCUGUGGUAAGGUCGCAUAAAACAACUAGGUGCCUUGUAGCUAGUUGGAAAGGAUUUGGAAAGGAUGUUAUAUUAAACCAUCAUUCACAUAAUACGACUGAGUCUGUAACAAUUAUUAUGGAAAAAAUGUUGUUUUUCAUUAUUAUUGGAAUUCUUUCGGUAAGUGUACUAUUGUUAAGACAAAAACGUUUUGCUAUUUCAAUUAAUUAAAAAUUAAAAACAAAUAUUGUUCUAUUUUUGGCCUUUUGUUUUUAUUAUUAUAUAUAUUUUCUUAUGAAUUAUAAAUUCAUAGUUGUGAUUUCUUUUCGACAUUUAAUGUUUUUUGUGAUACGUAAAAGAAAAUUGCAUUAAUGCAACAGGUUUUUAAAUCUUUUUUUUUAGUUUUUUUCAAUACGGUUAAGUUUAUCGAUGGGCAUAAUUUUAAAUAGCGAGAGUGGUAAAACCAUCACGGUAGCACAAGCGAUCAUGGAAUCAAGUGGAUAUGCUUUUGAGUUAAAUUAAAAAUAGGUACAAUGUCUCGAUUACAUUACACAAUGUCAAUUCUUAGUUGGUUUCUAAAGCUAAAUGUGACCCAGUGUACAAUAUUCCGCGAUUGAGAUGUCGCUAACAUGUCUUAAUUAAGUUUUAUUGUUAUUACUAAUUAGUAAACAUGUUAGCGUUUUUUGAUAUAGUUGUAAAUGCUCUGUCGAUAUGUGAUCAUUAUCGCAUUAAGUCGGUGUUUCGCAACCUCCGGUGACUUUGGCCGGUCUCCAUUUAUUUUUGCUGUAAUUCUGUAUUCGAAAACGGUGAUUGAUGAGCGAUGGUUGUGGACGUGGACGUCAGGUUUCCAAUAAUAUUUUGAUCCAACUUUACAUUACAUUUUCUUAGCUAACAUAAUAAUGUUGAUAAAACAAUAUAUAUAGCGGACGGCUAAUUUAUUAUUAUUUUUGAGAAUACACUGUAAUGUUGGAUGAAGUCAGAAUUUAUGAAAAGUUAAAUUUAAUUAUUUGUCUCCCCUUUAUUUUAAUUGUCGUUGGAUUUUGGUCCCGUGCGGGUGUGUUGUUGUUAAGCUGUUUUGUGUUAGAGUUAGUUUAUAAUUAUGUUUAUUUGUAUAUAUAAAUCGCGAUAUGUCGUGAUGGUAAAGCCAAAGAUUGUUACGGGUAUGGUGACCCUCUGCCGUCACACGGGCCGUGCAAAGAUUUUACGUUCAAUCUAUUUACAAAAUUAUUAAAUAAAUCGCUGGUCGAACAUUUGGGCGUUUUGUAUAUGACAUCGAUUGAACGUAAACUCGUGCGCAGCCUCUUAGUUUAGGCUUAUCUACCUCGAGGAUUAUAACUUAGCGAUAAAAUUGUAUGUAAGUUUUUUUUUGUAUGGAGAAAUAAAAUAACAAGUUCUAAGGGAAAUUGAGAAAAAAAAAAUAAAAGUACAAAAUAUACUCUACCUCAGGAUUCAAUUUUAGUCGCUCUUAAAAUUUUUAACUCAGUAGCACAGAUAUGAUUAUGAAAUGUUUUGAUAAUUAAAUACUUUGUAUAUUUAUUGUAAAUCACACACUUUUAGAAUGUUAUUAAAUACUGAUAUCUUUCAUAAUAAACUUUUAAAGAUUUUCAAUAUUUUAUUGGUAUAUUUCGAUUAAAGUAAACAUUAUUUUUGACGAAACUGUGUCUACUGUAAAUAAGUUCCGGUGACACUUUUCUAUAUUUAAAUAAAAAAGAACAAAUAAUACAUUUGAAUCUCUGUAAGGUAGACAAUGCUCUCAAUGUGGUAAUCGCUAAUUGGAAUACAUUUUGGUGAUUAGUUAUUUGCCAUAUCGAGAGCAGUCCCAGUUGACAACUUCUAAUUAAUAUUUAGUAAGUAAGUGUUAUUAGGUUAGACGUUAAUAAUCUCAUCAAUGUACCUCAUUUUGUAAGCAAAAUAAGUUUGGAGAUCGGCCACAAGUCUUACUCUUCGUAAUCUAGAUGUACCUUCACUCCACGGAGUAUAAAAAAAUCCAUUUUUAUUUGUAAUAUUACUUUCAUUACCUUAUCCCAGUUAUUUUUUGUGUUUCAUAGAUGUUACUAUGUUUUAAGGAGAUGA
Molecule: messenger RNA, 6212 nt
Organism: Diatraea saccharalis (sugarcane borer)
Lineage: Eukaryota; Metazoa; Arthropoda; Insecta; Lepidoptera; Crambidae
Source: the annotation of a GenBank genome assembly